This is a messenger RNA of Paramecium pentaurelia, 552 nucleotides long. Lineage: Eukaryota; Ciliophora; Oligohymenophorea; Peniculida; Parameciidae. The record is from the annotation of a GenBank genome assembly.
UUAAACUAUGUAACCUUAGAAUAAUCAGAACCCCUAAUAAAUGAUUCCUCCUAUCUAAUAAAAUAGUCCUCCAAACUAAUAAAUUACUCCUCCUAUAUAAUAAAUUAAUAGAGAUUAAUUAGAGGAGCUACUUCAAAGAGGAAGAGAUUAUCUAAAAUCUCUAGAAUAUAAAAAUUCAAUCUAAUCUUUUGGAGAAGUUCUAAAAUUAGAGCCUAUAAAUAUUUAAGCUAAAGUAGGUUUAAGUAAAUAAAAAUAUUAAAUUAGUGAAUGCUCUCUAAGAAAUGAAUUACUUUAAUUCUUCUUUAUUGUUUUAGAGAAAAAUAUUUGAAUAGGAUCCAUAAAAUUUUGAUGCUUUAUUAAAUCAAGGUAAUUCAACAUGUUUUAAAAAAUAGGAUUAAUAUUGUAUAAUUAUAAAAAAUACAGUGAAUCAAUUGAAUAUAUUUAGUAGAAAUUACGAGAUAAUUAAUUUGAUGGAGAACAAGAAAAAAAACUGUUAAAAUUGCUUAGUAAACCUUAAUGUUAUCAAAGGCAAUAAUUUUAUAGAGAAUGAUU